Molecule: messenger RNA, 1647 nt
Organism: Scheffersomyces coipomensis
Lineage: Eukaryota; Fungi; Ascomycota; Pichiomycetes; Serinales; Debaryomycetaceae
Product: putative amidase
Exons: 1
Coding region: 1-1647 (548 amino acids)
Source: RefSeq, a predicted model, not a curated record
AUGACUGUUCCUAAAACAAAUUAUAAAAAGAUCGCCGCUCAAAAGCUUAAGCAAAGAGACGCUAAAUUCAUUUCAAAAUGGUUGAUUCCUGAAUCUGCCCUUCCAGCAAAGGAUACUAAGGAUGUCUUACCAUGGAUAUCUAAAUCAGGUUACUUGACUGACUUAGAACUUGAGAUUACUGAAUCAACUGCAACUAAGAUUCUUGAAAAUAUCAAAUUUAAACAAUGGUCAGCUUAUCAAGUUGCUUCAGCCUUUUGUCAUCGUGCUUCAAUUGCUCAUCAAUUAACUAACUGUCUUACUGAAGUAUUCUUUGAGGAUGCUCUUGAAACUGCUACUGCUUUAGAUAAACAUCAAGAAGAAACAGGUGAUGUGAUUGGACCAUUACAUGGAUUACCAAUCUCUUUAAAGGAUAAUUUCAACAUUAAAGGUCAAGCUACUACUAUUGGUAUUGUUAAUUUCUGUUUUAAUCCAGAAUCAUUUGAAGAAGAUGCUGUAUUGGUUAAAUUAUUGAGAGAAAGAGGAGCUGUGUUUUAUGUUAAGACAAAUGUUCCUGUCGCUAUGAUGAUGCCAGAAUCAAUUAACCACAUUUGGGGUAAUACAGAUAAUCCCAUGAAUAGAUUACUUAGUGCUGGUGGAUCCUCAGGAGGUGAAGCUGCAUUAAUCAAGUUAAGAGGUUCAAUUAUCGGUGUUGGUCUGGAUAUUGGUGGUUCAGUACGUAUUCCAGCUUCAUUUCAAAAUUUAUAUGCUAUAAAACCAACUUUUGGUAGGUUCCCAACUUAUGGAGCUAGAUCAGGUUUAGCAGGGCUCGAAUCAGUCAGUAGUGUUAAUGGGCCAUUAACUAAUACUUUGGAAGAUUUGGAAUUUUAUUGUAAAUCAGUUGUUGAUUGUGAGCCAUGGUUAUAUGAUGGUAAAUGUAUUGAAAUUCCAUGGAGAAAAAUUGAAUUACCAGAGAAAUUAAACAUUGCCAUAUGUGCUGAUAAUCUUAUUGUUAGACCAACUCCACCCAUUAGAAGAGGUGUUUCCAUGGUUAAGGAAGCUUUAAUUAAAGAUGGUCAUGAUGUCAUCGAUUGGGAUCCAACUGAUCAUUUAAGAUUAUCUGAUAUUAUCACAAGUUUCUUCUUAAGUGAUGGAGGUGUUCAUGUUAUCAAAGAAACUGAAGCAACGGGUGAGACUUUAUUUCCUUAUAUGGAAAUGUAUGGUACCACUCCAGAAAUGAAAGUUUCAGAAUUAUGGAAAUUACAUGUAGAAAGAACUACUUUGAUUAAAAAGUAUCUUGAUAGAUGGUUAGCUACUGCUGCUCUUACUAAGAAUGGAAAACCAAUUGAUGCAAUUAUUACACCGGUCACUCCAUUUCCAGGAAAUCCAAAUGGUAAAUUCCAUGAUAGUGUAGCUUAUACAUCACCAUUCAAUUUAUUAGAUUAUUCAGUUGGUAUUUUCCCUGUAACCAGAGCUCAUAAAGAUUUAGAUCCAGUUGAUGAAUCAAGUACUAAUUAUUGUGCAACAGAUAGUAAAGUUUGGAAAGAUUAUAAUGCUGAAGAAAGUCAUGGUGGUGCAGUUGCUUUACAAAUUGUUGGAAGAAAAUUCCAAGAAGAGAAACUUAUUGAAAUGAUGAAAGUUAUCGAUGAACUUAUCAAUUACUCUGAUUAG